Messenger RNA from Mollisia scopiformis, 1871 nucleotides. RefSeq lists its product as uncharacterized. The record is from RefSeq and is a predicted model, not a curated record. Bases 355 to 1479 code for a protein of 374 amino acids. The transcript has 3 exons. Lineage: Eukaryota; Fungi; Ascomycota; Leotiomycetes; Helotiales; Mollisiaceae.
GUUGUCUUAUUCUUGCUCAAGCACAAUCUAGUAGGUCUCCCCUUCAUUACAAAGCCACCAAGUCAGAGGUAAGCAACCUCCUGACGUUCUAUGUUUCCCACCAUUUCGAGAGGCGCAAGCCAAGAUCGUGUCUCCUUGCACCAUCAGACCCCUCUUUCUCCCAACCAGUUUGCAUGCAAUGGAUGUUUCACAAUAAAUACAUGGUGCAGUGUAACAUAGAUCUUCUGCGUGCAGAAGCGUUCUUGUCACACAAGAGGAAGUCUAUACUCGUGGAUCCUGACUUCAUAUCUUAUCAGCAGCUUCACUCGCUAACACCACCUAGCAUCUAGUCUCAAAUACACUUGAUCAAGAAGAAUGGCUACUCCCGAUAUCUAUUUGCCUACCGGCGCUCCAGAUCCUUUCUCCUCCAAAAUGAUCAACUCCCCGAGACUCAAAUCAUCCCCAAAGGAGACUCAAGAAUCUUUGAAGCGAUCCUUCGCCAAGUACCUUGCUGCUGAUCAUGGCUCACCAGCCGUUGGCAAGCUGUUCCAACCGGACAGACACAUUCAAUACGAGGAGCCUGCACAUAUUCACACCAUGGAAGAGAUCGGCUUUCCUGCCAGCAAAGGCGUUUCUCCAGUUGCUGUCUCCGAUCCCUUUCGACUAUUCAGCGAGGAGGCUGUCAACAUCAUGAGAAAUGAAAUAUUUGACCCCGAGGUACAAGAGAAGUACAGUUACACAUCCGAUAUUGCUCCAAAGCAGUUGCGUGGAUAUGCUCCAAAGCACGGCAAGUUCAUCUUCGAGGCUUGGAAACAUCCGGAAACACUCGCGAUUAUCUCCAAGAUUGCUGGCGUCGAGCUAGUUCCAGUUAUGGACUAUGAGAUCGGACACAUCAACCUCUCUGUCCCAGGCAUGAUCCAGAAUCAAGGUAUGGAGGAAGAUGCUCUUGUCGGCUGGCACAGGGAUAGCUACCCCUUUGUCUGUGUACUCAUGAUGAGUGAUACCACAAACAUGGUAGGAGGCGAGACUGCGUUGAGGACUGGUACUGGUGAGAUCAAGAAGGUUCGAGGUCCAAGCAAGGGAUGCGCCGUCGUCCUUCAGGGUCGAUACAUUGACCACCAGGCUCUCAAAGCCUUUGGAGGACAAGAGCGCGUAACGAUGGUCACAUCUUUCCGUCCUCGAUCUCCACGUAUUCGUGAUGAUACCGUCUUGAACACUGUUCGUCCAAUCUCCAACUUAUCUGAUCUUUAUGGCCAAGCUGUCGAAUACCAACUCGAAAAUGCGGAAACUCGCAUUCGACAAAUGCUCAAGAACGUCCGAGACUCAAUGAAGGCCGGAGCUACUGAUGUUCAAGCCAUCAAGUCCUUCCUCGACUUCGAGAUUAAGACUUUAUCUCGUCUUGAUGGAGAGAUUGUGGAUGAGGCUAUGGUCAAGAAGGGAAGUCUUGCAGAUGUCUGUGCGGAAGCCGCAGAACCUAAAAGACGUAAGAAGGAAGAGUAGAAUCCAUGCCGAUGGGGUCAAGAAUUCUUAUGAGAGCUGUGGCUGGAAGUUGAUGAUCACGAAUUUUCUUCGCAAUUGUUCUGACAUUCUUAUUUGGCUGAAUUUAACUUUGCUAUGUGCGCUUUGCAAUACCUUCAUUCUACUUUCUGUUAUCAGCGUUGAGUUGAGCUUACUUUCCAGAGCAAUUGAGCGUAGAAUGCUUGAUAGGAAUAAAGAUUGUCCAGUUGCACCUGUAAGAUUCUCCAGUCAUUUUAAUUGCAGAUAGAGAAAACUGCCUUCUGUGCCACGGACAGAGAGCAGGAAUACCAUACCAUUUUCAAUGCCACGAAUCCUCGAAGGGGUCAUCUUCCUGUACGGAGUAGCUUAUCCUUAAUACAACUUUGCCAAUCGUG